Hydractinia symbiolongicarpus is the source of this 2339-nucleotide messenger RNA. Its product is annotated as potassium channel subfamily K member 2-like. Gene Ontology annotation, cellular component: membrane. Gene Ontology annotation, molecular function: potassium ion leak channel activity. Lineage: Eukaryota; Metazoa; Cnidaria; Hydrozoa; Anthoathecata; Hydractiniidae. The coding region runs from base 89 to 979 and encodes 296 amino acids. The transcript has 2 exons. The record is from RefSeq and is a predicted model, not a curated record. Gene Ontology annotation, biological process: potassium ion transmembrane transport; stabilization of membrane potential.
AUGAAAAAAGUAAAAAAAAGAAGAGAAAAAAAGAAAAAAAUUAAGAAAUAUUUGUUCCAUGUCAGAAGAUUGUAAAGAGCUUUAAGACAUGUCUCUCUCAAAACACAAAAAAGAAUUAAAUGAAUUGUUCAAAGAAGCAAAAAAAUAUCUGCUUCGUUACUUACUAUUUCUUUCUUUCGUAUAUGCUUAUAUUGCACUUGGUGCGUUUAUAUUUUUUUAUAUUGAACAGUGUUACGAUGUGAUUCCGGCUUCCUUAACUAAAGCUGAAAAGAAACUACAAAUACUUUGUUCCAAUAUCACGGACAAAAAUGCCAUCUUGAAUAAUUCCCUACUUUCAUAUGAACGUGAAUUUUGUGAGAAUGUGAUUUAUACAGAAAUUUAUAAUUGCGAGUUAAGCCUUCAGGCAUUCAAUAGAUGGACUGUGUAUACAGGUACCGUUGUCACCACCAUAGGUUAUGGAAACGUUGUCACCAAGUCGGAUACCGGCAAAAUAGUUACUAUGAUUUACGCCAUACCUGGGAUUGCAUUAACUGCUGGAACAUAUAUACCAGCAGCCCGUGGAUUGAUAGCUCUGACAAGGUCUUUUCUAAUUGUAAUUGAGAUCGGUUGGUUAAAAAGAAAAUGUAUCAAACAUUUUCCCAUAAAAGUCUUUGCAUUCCAAACUUGCCUUAGCAUGUUAUCGUUAACUGUGUGUGGUUUACUGUCCACCUUAAAAGAAUUGGAGGACUACUCACUAUUAAACGGAAUUUAUUUGGCAUUCGUUUCUUUAACAACAAUUGGCUUUGGCGAUUAUUAUUACAAAUAUGAUGAAUAUAUGCAUCAACCUUGGUUGCUUUUGCCGUCAAUAUUUAUGUUUUCUGUUGGACUUUCUACAUUUGCUUCGGUUAUUUCAAGUAUCAGUGAUGUUUUAGGAAAAUAUGCUCCUCAAGAGAAGAAAAAAGGAAAAAACACUGUUACUAUAGAGGUUGCUAACGGUUAAAAGACUUAUUUUAACGUGGAUUGGUUAUUUCUUUAACAUUAUUUAUUCAACCCGGCCUUUUUUAAGCCGCCUAACACCAGCACUGUGCAUAAAAAUUUCGCUUGUUUUAAAAAUCCAAUCGCCCCUAAAACGUUAUUUCUGAUUAAAUUGGCUAAUCAUAGCCCAAAAUUUUCUGCCUUAUUAAUCUUUUUGUAACUAUCUAGCCAGAUAUUUAGCUACCUAUUACCUGUAUGUUUUGCAGCUCCAUCAAAAAAUCGGCAAAGAGUACUUCUCAGUCGGCGAGAAUUCCUUUUUGCCGAGUGACCAAAUUAUACGGAAUCAGAUAAUGCUUUCAGGUUUUAACCUGAAUAUCAAAUACGGAUAAAUGCUAAGUCGGUGCAGUGGCGCUCGGAAAAAUCGGCCAGACUGGGAAAAGCAUCCAGAAAGAGAGACCGCAACAAAACCCGAACAGCGUAGUAAAAACAGAACCCAAAUGUAAAUAUUUAGAAAAGAUCGUUGGGUCUCCAAAUUUUUUUUUAGUCGAGCUCUGAGUUUGUCGAUGUUUACAAUUUUGGGGAGAUGUUUUAUCGGCGCAUUUAAGAAAAAAGGUAGAAAAUUUAAAUGACUUCUCCUAUCACAGAAAGACAGACACAGCACACUCAGAACACUUUUAGAAAAGCACUUGGUUUUUAAAGUAAAAAAUAAGGAAAAAAUAAAAUGUAUUUUUAUUUAGUAAUGGCUUAUUACACCUGGCUAUGUACAUGUUAGCAAAAAAUCUAGCUAGCUACAUGUCUUUUCUCACCUAGAAAAUUGCCAAUUGUUAAUCGUAUUGUAUUUACAAAUCUUUAAAUAAAAAAUUCUUUAUUUUCAUUUUAAAUGUGAGUAAUGAAAAUCUACAAAAUAGCAUCUUUUAUAAAAGUAUUUACUGUUUGGCUCACUAUUUCUGUUAGUCAAGAAUCCUCUCAUGUUUCCAUGUUUUUGUAACAAAUUCCGCCAUCUUAAGAGUAAAUCAUUGUAUAAAUUAUGACGCGUGAAUAAAUAAUCUAUGUCAGAUGUAAAUCUAUGGCAUUACAGAAAUCACCAAACUGCACUAGGGGUUUCUUCGCCGCCGGCCUCGGAUGUCAAAAAGGAAAGAAUCCCUGGGGACGAGGUUGCAACUUUAGCCGUUGUUAUCUCGUCAUUGCAAAAACAAUCAGUGAAAAUUUUAUUUUAUUUUCUCAAUUCAUUGUGACAACAGGCCGAGUACUCAGUACAGCUAAACCAUGUCGCACAUGCGUGUAGGCGUAAUACCUUUUUCAAAAAAACUUUAUCGCAACUUCGUUAAAAUAAAAAAAACCUGUCGUUACCCCUGCCCACCUAAAAAAAUCAUGGCACAAUUUUA